Molecule: messenger RNA, 735 nt
Organism: Toxoplasma gondii ME49
Lineage: Eukaryota; Apicomplexa; Conoidasida; Eucoccidiorida; Sarcocystidae
Exons: 2
Coding region: 1-735 (244 amino acids)
Source: RefSeq, a predicted model, not a curated record
AUGUCUUUUUCUGUCCCGCCCACGUCAACCUCCGACAGAGUAGCUCUUUCUGACAAACCAGAUCCAUAUUUUGUUUUGAAUCCCGAUAUGUUUGACGACGCAGCUCUAUGGACAGCACCUCGGCUUCAGAGCCUCUGUGAGGUUCUGGGUUUGGACCCUGGCGCCCACUCUUUUUCAAGAAGAGGGAGGCGAGGAAGAAGCCGAGAGGAGCUUGUUCGGUGUCUGAGGGAUUUCCAUAGGAAUCGGUGGUACGUUGACAGGCGUCGAGGGGCGAAAAAUAGCACGCUAACAGGAACGAAGGCUCGGCCCGAAGAGUCUCAGGAAGGCAGCAACUUCUUCCUUGUACCCGUUGACUUUGUAGACAUCCCUCGGGAAUGUGUGAAAGUCUUUGAAGGAGGCACAACGGACGCCGGAGGGGCAAAGAGGUCCAGAUCUAUUCUGAAGUAUUCGUGUUCCUCGAGGCAUCCACGCUCUGACAACAGUAGUCCUCGAAGCAUCUCCAAGACCACAUAUAUUACAAGCAAAGCAGGAGAAACGAAAGAGUGGCAAAGAACCCGAAAGCGAAAACGGAGUGCUGUCGACGCGGCGAAGGAUGACACGGAAAAACUACCAUCUAACAAAAGAAUCCGAUUCAGCGCAUUCAACAACGUCCAGCUUAUUGACCCGAGACCCGAUGAAACUGAAAGCACUGAAUGGGGUUUCAAGUUGCCGUUCGGCUGCGCGAAGAGAGAAUGA